Molecule: messenger RNA, 1155 nt
Organism: Babesia microti strain RI
Lineage: Eukaryota; Apicomplexa; Aconoidasida; Piroplasmida; Babesiidae
Product: Histone-lysine N-methyltransferase ATXR2
Exons: 9
Coding region: 1-1155 (384 amino acids)
Molecular function (GO): methyltransferase activity
Source: RefSeq, a predicted model, not a curated record
AUGGACUAUGGAAGCGAGGAUUCCAUAUUUAAAAUACAAGAAUAUAAAAAUGAGGGUAAAGGGUUGGCCUUCAAACAUAACAUUACAACUGUAGAUGAUGUGAUUGCUGCAGAAUAUCCGGUUAUAGCAUAUAAGCAUAGAUUUUCCAAAUUAACAACGCUGAGCUGUGACUAUUGCUUUAAAUGUGUCGGAUCUUUGAACGAUUAUAUAAAUCAUUUGUGUGAGAUCUAUCCAAAAUUGAAAUGUCAUGCGAUUAGAAGUAUAAUUUUUGAUACCAAAUUGUCAGAUUUCAUCAAUUGCGCUCGUGGAUGUGGUAAUAUCUAUUGCAGCAGCUUCUGUUAUCAAAAAUCAAUAGAUAAUGGACAUGAUGUAAUAUGUAAAAUGGAUGAUAUAUCUAAGCGAUAUUGGGACGAAUUUGAACGGUAUUCAAUGGGUAUAUCCGAAACAUUUAUUUUUGCCGGACUAAUUGUUGUACAAAUAUUGCACAAAUAUGUGAAUCAAAACUGUGAAUUAAAGGAUCAGAUGAACUAUUAUUUGGAAUUCUACAACAGACCUUGGCAUGAAAUUAAACAAAUUGAGAAGUGCAAGUCUGAAGAAUGCAUUGGUAUCGCAUUAACAUUGCUAACCAAAUCAUUAUCAGAAUAUACUAAUACAAAUCGCAUAAAUGUAGAUGAAAUACUGUCAAGUAAAUUUUAUUCUAAGAUCAUGGGUAUGAUAGAAUUGGUGGCCAUUGAUAUAGAAGUUGAAUCUGGCCAUAAUGAGUUAAUUUUUUCUAAUAUUAAGAAUGUUGAUAAAAAUGCAUGGAAGCAACUUCUUACACUGAAAGAAUUAAUGGAUGGGUUAGACCAUUCAACCCUUAUGGAUUAUGAUACACAACAAUACAUACAAAAAUUUGGUGAUGAAAUAAUUCCUGAUACGUUGGGUCUGGGAAUAUUUAAUACAUUCUCUCGGAUGAACCACUCUUGCAUGCCAAAUCUGGAAGUUAAUUAUCACAACAAUUUUUUGGCCCGCGCAAAAUUACUAUCUGCAGUUUCUAGUGGCGAUCAAGCAUAUAUAUCAUAUAUUGAUGAACAACUACCUACGCGAUAUCGUAAAAGGCUAUUAUCAAAAUACCUAUUCAAGUGCAAAUGUAAAAAAUGUAUAAAUUAUGACUGA